CAAUCAAAAGAGUCGAUUCGUAAAUAGGAGAUAAUGCAGUGUAUGCCAGUGUCUAUAAAUGUACAAAUCUAAUACAGGAGUCUCAGUUGAAGAAUUCCAGUAUUUUGUGUUUGAUUUUCUACAAGAGUGAUAAGUGAAGAUAUACGAUGCCUCCAAGUCAAUUCACCACGACCAACACGAGGCCUUCUCUACGUGUAGCUCUGAUUGGCCAGAGUGCUUUUGCUGUUGAUGUUUUUCACAGAUUGAGGGAACAUGGUCAUACCAUUGUUGGCAUAUUCACCAUACCUGACAAGGGAAAAAGGGAGGACCCAUUAGCUAAAAUCGGAAAUGAAAACGAAAUACCAGUAUUCAAACUGAAAUCUUGGAGGAAGGCUGGGAAGAUUCUACCAGAAGUCUUCGAGAAGUACAAAACGGUUGAAGCUGAUCUGAAUGUUCUUCCAUACUGCUCCCAGUUUAUUCCCAUGGAAGUCAUCAACUACCCAAGACUGAAAAGUAUUUGCUACCACCCUUCCAUUCUACCUAGACAUAGGGGAGCGAGUUCAAUAAAUUGGACCAUAAUUUGUGGCGAUAAGAAAGCUGGUUUGAGCAUUUUCUGGGCUGACGAUGGAUUGGAUACUGGUCCUAUUUUGCUCCAAGAAGAAACAGAGCUUUUGGAAGAUGACACCGUGGAUACCAUAUACAAAAGGUUCUUGUAUCCUGUGGGAGUAACUUCCGUUGCCAGGGCUGUUGAUAUGAUUGCAGAAGACACAGCACCCAUGAUCCAACAGAGUGAAAAAGGUGCCACCUAUGAUCCCAUGUUGAAUAAAACGGAGCUUCAAAUGAUCGACUUCAAGAAAACGGGAGAUGAACUCCACAAUUUCAUCAGAGGAAUGGACUCCGUACCUGGAGCGAAGUGUUUGAUGAAACUCCCAGGUUCUGAAGAAUUUCAAGAAGUUUCACUAUUUGGCUCUUCCGUAUGGGGACCGUCGGCCACUGAAGGUGAAAAAAUUGAAAUACAAGGCAAUCAGCCCGCCAUCUUACACGACGAAGGCCUGCUGAUUUCCGGCAGCGAUGGUGUAUACGUCAACGUCAAAAGAGUCAAGGUCAAUGGACGAAUGAAGAUGGCAGCAACUCUGGAUCAGGUUGGCCAGCAGGUGAAAAUAGAGUACACCAAAGAUGAGAAGAAUCUCAUCGAGUCUGCCAGGGAAAUUUGGGAAAACAUUCUGAGUGUGGAUAUCGAUGACGAUACUGAUUUUUUUGCAGCUGGUGCUGGUUCUAUGGAUGUUGUUAGGUUGGUGGAAGAAGCUAAAGAUGUCUUCAAAAUCGAACUAGAUAAUGAAGACGUUUUCAUGGCUCCAGUAUUCGACGAAUUCUGUCUCAACUGUAUUCUUAAAACGAGAGGAGGACUUGGAUCUGCAGAUAUAGAAUAUAGACCAGUCAUUUUAGAAGCUAAUGGAAAAAGCUUGAAGUUCCCCUGUCAAUUGUUCAUUGAUGGAAAAUUUGUGGAUGCAGAAGAUUGCAAAGUGACGCAGACUAUAAAUCCAGCUAACGAAAAGAUCAUUUGUGAGGUGCAAUGUGGGUCUGUCAAAGAUGUUGAUAGGGCUGUGAAGGCUGCAAAGAAGGCAUUCGAAAAAGGAGAAUGGAGCAAAAUAAGUGCUAGAGAAAGGGGACAGAUGCUCUAUAGAUUGGCAGACCUGAUGCAUCAGCAUCGUGAGGAGUUGGCAACAAUUGAAUCAAUUGAUUCUGGGGCAGUUUACACCCUAGCCCUUAAAACUCACGUAGGAAUGAGUAUUGAAACCUGGAGGUACUUCGCUGGAUGGUGUGAUAAAAUACAAGGAUCAACCAUACCGGUGUCUCAUGCAAGGCCCAACAGGAACCUAACAUUCACAAGAAAGGAACCAAUAGGGGUUGUUGGCCUCAUCACCCCAUGGAAUUAUCCCCUCAUGAUGUUAUCCUGGAAAAUGGCCGCCUGUCUUGCUGCAGGAAACACGGUGAUCAUAAAACCAGCUCAGGUCAGCCCCCUGACAGCUCUGAAAUUCGCUGAAUUGUCAGUCAAAGCCGGGAUUCCACCAGGUGUCAUCAAUGUUGUUCCUGGAACAGGUUCAGUAACAGGACAUGCCCUAGCCUCUCAUCCAGAUGUGAGGAAAUUGGGUUUCACCGGAAGUACUGAGAUCGGGCAAGUCAUAAUGAAAACUUGCGCUGAUUCGAAUUUGAAGAAGGUUUCCUUGGAAUUGGGUGGCAAAUCGCCGUUAGUGAUAUUCUCAGACUGUGAUUUAGAUAAGGCUGUUAGAAUAGGUAUGCAAAGUGUUUUCUUCAAUAAAGGAGAGAACUGUAUAGCUGCUGGAAGGUUGUUUGUAGAAGAUAAAAUUCAUGAUGAGUUCAUCAGAAGAGUAGUUUCUGAGACCAAGAAAAUAGCUAUAGGGGACCCAUUGAACAAAUCAACCGCUCAUGGUCCUCAGAACCAUUUGGCUCACUUGAAUAAGCUUCUGGACUUCGUUGAAAUGGGUAAAAUGGAAGGAGCAAAAUUAGAAUAUGGAGGUAAAAGACUGGACAGACCUGGUUACUUCUUUGAGCCUACUAUAUUCAGUCAUGUUGAAGACAACAUGAAAAUCGCCAAAGAAGAAUCUUUCGGGCCAAUAAUGAUCAUCAGUAAAUUCAAAAAUGGAGACAUUGAUGGUGUCCUGCGAAGAUCUAAUGCAACAGAGUACGGCCUAGCCUCUGGAGUAUUCACUAAGGACAUCAGCAAAGCUCUGAAGUUUGCCGAGAAAGUGGAUGCUGGAACGGUAUUCAUUAAUACUUACAACAAAACUGACGUUGCUGCACCAUUCGGAGGAUUCAAACAAUCAGGAUUUGGCAAAGAUCUGGGAGCUGAAGCCCUUAAUGAAUACCUGAAAACGAAAUGUAUAACUGUGGAAUAUUAAGGAUUAGUAGUUAGUUAAGAUAUACCUACUUUAAGUGAUGGAAACGUUUAUUUUAUUUAUUUAUUAAAAUAAUUUUUUUCAUAAAA
This is a messenger RNA of Coccinella septempunctata (seven-spotted ladybird), 2986 nucleotides long. Its product is annotated as cytosolic 10-formyltetrahydrofolate dehydrogenase. Gene Ontology annotation, molecular function: aldehyde dehydrogenase (NAD+) activity; formyltetrahydrofolate dehydrogenase activity. The transcript is spliced from 14 exons. The record is from RefSeq and is a predicted model, not a curated record. NCBI's taxonomy places the organism in Eukaryota, Metazoa, Arthropoda, Insecta, Coleoptera, Coccinellidae. Gene Ontology annotation, cellular component: cytoplasm. The coding region runs from base 147 to 2900 and encodes 917 amino acids. Gene Ontology annotation, biological process: 10-formyltetrahydrofolate catabolic process; one-carbon metabolic process; biosynthetic process.